AGUGGUUAUUAGAAUUCAUGUAUCUAUGUAUUUCAAAUCAAAGAAUUAGAAGUGAAAAGUAUGAAAUUUGUUACCUGACAAGUCAAUCACCAUUAUGUUGCUCAAGUAAAUAUGUAUUAUCGUUGGAACAAUUCUACAAAAUUUGCCAUGCAAAAUAAGUAAAAAAGUUCAUCUUACAAAGUUAUUAUGAUGUAAGUAUGUAAUAAUGUUUUAUAAGUAAACUUGAAAUAAAUUGGUGUACUAUAUAAAAUAUAUAAACUAUCUUAAAACUUUAAAUAUAAUACCCAAAAUUGAUCAUAUAUUACAUUAAAUUUUGUAUGGAUUAAAAAAUUCGUGUAUUCAAUUUUAAUAACUGUUCUACUUUAGUACGCGGUCCACUAUGUAAUAUCGAUUUAUGCUACUAACCGGAUACGCGAUUAUUUAGCGAUACGAGGAAUCGAGAUUUAAGUUUGACAAUAUGUCCGAAAAUUGGAGAACGCAGAAAAGAAUUCAAAAUCGAACAGAAAUUUGAAGUGGCUAGAUUAAAUCUUUAUUGUCACGCUUGAUAUAGAAAUUGGAAAUUAAUACGACGUAAGAUCGUUGAAUUACAAGGUCUGAAAUCUGAAAUCUUUAAUUAUUUCAGGAGUAAAUUGUUUAAAUCAAAACUGAAACAGUUUUUCUUUUCUCAAUGAAACCUGUUCUGACAUGUCUUACACUGAAUUGGAACAUGGUUAUCAGGGUCUACGGAAUGCCACUCGACCAAUUUUCUAUGUAGGGGAUAUAAAUACAGUACAACCAACCCUUGUGGGUCCUGUUGCUUCUUCUAUAUAUCGUUCAUCAAAAAGAGCCGAACUGUCGGACGGGUGCAGCAAUGAUGAUGAAUGCAUGGGUGGAAGUGAUUUGGAAGGGGAAGGGAAGCAAGUUCUGGUUGGAGUCUGUGCGAUGGCCAAGAAAUCACAAAGUAAACCAAUGAAGGAAAUUUUAACAAGACUAGAAGAAUUUGAAUACAUUAAAAUAGUAGUAUUUCCCGAAGAAGUUAUUUUAAAGGAAUCAGUAGAGGAUUGGCCAAUUGUUGAUUGUUUAAUAAGUUUCCACAGUAAGGGCUUUCCUCUUGAUAAAGCUAUAAGUUAUGCUAAUCUUAGAAAUCCUUUUAUUAUCAAUAAUUUACCGAUGCAAUAUGACAUCCAGGAUCGUAGAAGGGUUUAUGCCAUUUUAAGCAGCGAGGGUAUUGAAAUUCCAAGAUAUGCCGUCCUGGACAGAGAUUCUUCUGAUCCAAAACAUCAUGAAUUGGUGGAGUCGGAAGAUCACGUGGAAGUUAAUGGUGUUACAUUCAAUAAACCGUUUGUAGAAAAACCAGUAUCUGCUGAGGAUCAUAAUAUUUACAUUUAUUAUCCUACAUCUGCAGGAGGUGGCAGUCAAAGACUAUUUAGAAAGAUCGGAAGUCGUAGUAGCGUAUAUUCGCCAGAAUCUCGAGUUCGUAAAACAGGGUCUUAUAUUUAUGAAGAUUUUAUGCCUACCGAUGGCACAGAUGUUAAAGUUUAUACCGUGGGUCCUGAUUACGCUCAUGCUGAAGCAAGAAAAAGUCCUGCUUUAGACGGGAAAGUCGAAAGAGAUUCGGAAGGAAAAGAAAUUCGUUAUCCCGUUAUAUUAAGUAACGCCGAGAAACUGAUUAGUAGAAAAGUGUGUUUGGCUUUUAAACAAACUGUUUGUGGUUUCGACCUGCUCAGAGCAAAUGGUCAGUCAUUCGUGUGUGAUGUAAAUGGAUUUAGUUUUGUAAAAAACUCAAAUAAAUAUUACGAUGACUGUGCUAAGAUUUUAGGAAAUAUGAUUCUGAGGGAGUUAGCACCUACUUUACAUAUUCCUUGGAGUGUUCCCUUCCAGUUAGACGAUCCACCUAUCGUACCUACUACAUUUGGAAAAAUGAUGGAAUUACGUUGCGUUGUUGCUGUUAUAAGACACGGCGACAGGACUCCGAAACAAAAAAUGAAAGUGGAAGUUCGUCAUCCAAAAUUUUUUGAAAUAUUUGCAAAAUACGACGGUUACAAACACGGUCACAUUAAAUUGAAACGACCUAAGCAGUUACAAGAGAUAUUAGACACCGCGCGUAGUUUGUUAGCUGAAAUUCAACAUCGGGCUGCAGGGCCAGAAUUAGAAGAAAAACAAGGGAAACUUGAACAAUUAAAGAGUGUUUUAGAAAUGUACGGCCACUUCUCAGGAAUAAACCGCAAAGUACAAAUGAAAUAUCAACCAAGGGGGCGACCAAGAGGAAGUUCGUCGGAUGACGGUACAAAGAAUCGACUUGGCGAGCCAUCACUUGUCUUGAUCUUGAAAUGGGGUGGAGAAUUAACACCGGCCGGCCGUAUUCAAGCAGAAGAAUUAGGAAGAAUAUUUCGCUGCAUGUACCCCGGUGGUCAAGGUAGACACCUUAGUGAGGAAGACUCAGAGAUGUUACCAAACCACGGUGAUUAUGCUGGUGCUCAAGGUUUGGGUUUACUUCGACUUCAUUCAACUUUUCGUCACGACUUGAAAAUUUAUGCAAGCGACGAAGGAAGAGUUCAAAUGACUGCAGCUGCCUUUGCGAAAGGUUUGCUCGCGUUAGAGGGAGAAUUAACGCCCAUACUAGUACAGAUGGUUAAAAGCGCUAAUACUAAUGGUCUCUUGGACAACGAUUGUGACAGUAGUAAAUAUCAAAAUAUGGUAAAAACGCGACUCCACGAAUUAUUACAACAGGACAGAGAAUUUACGCGCGAGGAUCGGGAACAAAUAAAUCCUGGAAAUGCAUUGAGUAUUAACGCGGCUAUGGAUUUUGUUAAAAAUCCUGUUCGAUGUUGCCAACACGUCCAUAUUUUAAUCCAAAAAUUAAUGGAUAUCGUGCGCAUUAAAAAAGAUGAUCCAAAAACUAAAGAUGCGAUUCUUUAUCACGGUGAAACGUGGGAAUUAAUGGGUCGUCGAUGGGGAAAGAUCGAAAAGGACUUCUGUACCAAACAUAAGAGAUUUGAUAUAUCAAAAAUUCCGGAUAUUUACGAUUGUAUAAAAUACGAUUUGCAACAUAAUAACCAUACACUGCAAUUUGAGCAUGCGGAAGAAUUAUAUAUUUAUUCCAAAUACUUGGCAGAUAUUGUUAUACCACAGGAAUAUGGAUUAACAGUGCAAGAAAAACUUACAAUAGGACAAGGUAUCUGUACUCCUCUUUUGAAAAAAAUAAGAGCCGAUUUGCAAAGAAAUAUAGAAGAAUCUGGAGAAGAAACUGUUAAUAGGCUUAAUCCAAGGUAUUCUCAUGGUGUUUCGAGCCCUGGUCGACAUGUUCGCACAAGACUUUAUUUUACAAGUGAAAGUCACGUGCAUUCAUUGUUAACAGUUUUACGUUACGGUGGUUUACUCGACGUAAUAAAAGAUGAACAGUGGCGUCGUGCUAUGGAGUAUGUUAGUAUGGUUUCCGAAUUAAACUAUAUGUCGCAAAUUGUAGUUAUGUUAUACGAAGAUCCAACCAAAGAUCCGAGCAGCGAAGAACGUUUUCACGUUGAAUUGCAUUUUAGUCCCGGUGUUAAUUGUUGCGUACAAAAAAAUUUACCACCAGGCCCGGGCUUUAGACCUCACUCGCGCAACGAAAGUAGUCAUAAUAUAGGUGAAAGUGGCGGUGGAUCUGCCCAAGACACUAUUUCUCAAUGCAGUGCACGAAUAGAAGAAGAAGACGUAGAAUUGGGAAUUUUGGAAGAUGAUUUCAUGAAUGCACCAACACAAUCUGAUACACCUCCUCCACUAGUGGAAACAGAUGUUGGAGAUUCAACGAUGGAUAGUCCAACAACUAGCAGAGCUGUUGAUAUGAUGGACCUAGAUCCUAAUAUGAUGGAUGAACCUUUCGACAGUGGUUUCUUGCAAAGUUCAGCACCAAUUCCGAUAAGUGCUAGGACUGUAGCGGGCCACGAGGCAGCUAGACUUGGUAGUCAAUUAGCUGCUAGUCAACGUCAACGACGCGAUGCGGAGAGAGGUGGAAUUGUCGAGCCACGAGCACGUAGUUACGAUCAUCAAAGACAAGACAAGUCUGAGAAAGCUGCGGACAAGCUGCAGUAUCAGAGCUUGGACGCGGUCAACAAAGAAGGAAAGCAUGCAACAACAGAGUGCCGGGUACAAACAUCUAGCCAGGCUUUGCUGCACGUGCCUAUUACGGGGAAGUCGUUGGCUUUGUCGCACUCCUUCAGUUCACCGGAGUUACCCGUCCCUACGAUCGCAACCUUCGCUUCGACACCUUUGGUGACUUUACAUAACACUCCCCUAAUUUCACCGAACAGCAGGACUUCGGAUAUCACGAAUAUCGUGCUCCCAGUCCCCACAGUUCGUUGUUCGACAUGUCUCGAUACCGAUACAGGAGACGGUCAUCCCCAGCCACGUUCUCAAAGUAAGAAAUACGGACGUUCCCAUUCAGAAACGAUUCUUCCCUGCGUCGAGUUUAACGGUGAGUCGAGCGAUCCGACGAGAUCGCCACGGACCAGUUCGUGGCAAAAGUCGUCGUCCCUUUCGUUAUCCCGCCACGAAAGAACCCGAGAGACGGCAAAAGGACGCGUCGAUAUCGAGAAACGAUCACGUUCGUUGUCCCCCUAUCUACCCAGAUGUCUUUGUUAUAAUUGUAACGUGUCGGAGCUGAUCCUGCGGAGCAGAGAGCUACCACCCGUGGAACGUUCAAAUUUCGACACGUAUUUCGCUCGCUCGCUGUCGCACAAGUUCUUUAACUGUUCCUGUUACCUGAGUCUGCGCCACGAUGAAUCUAAUCGUUCCUCUUGCAGCGUUUCCUCCAACGACAGUUACGGAAAUGUCCACGAGUUUCGUCGAUUGGCGAGCUUCGAUCUAGAUCUUGGCUCGCUACCUCGCAGAGGGCAACGUUCUGCGUUUCUCGAGAAACGAGAUCCUAGUGUUUGUAAUUCGGAGUCCGGUGAACCUUUCGCGUGUAAGCGCCUCGUGACCAAGGAGAGACAGAAGUGGAGGCCCGACAGAAAAGUGAUCAGACGGACGUUCAGUGGUGGAUCGGUCGUUGAAAGUAAUCGUACGCUAAUAAGAACGUUAUCCUGCCCCAAUUUGCCCGGAUCUGACGAUGUUCUUCCUCUUGUCGGUCCGCUUUGUUCGAUUCAGUGUUCCUCGUCCAGCUGUUCUCGAACACGAAGACGCCGUUCUUUCACCAGCUUCAGUCUCCAUCGGCACGGUAGCCUAGUAGACGUACCAGAUCAUAGUAGUACGCUUUCUCAUACGUCCUCUGUGCAUAAUAAUGAUGUCCACGACUGUCACGAUACUCCUCGAAAAUCUAACCAUCGUUCCAAGUGUCCACGUGCACCGUUCUCCCGUCUCCAGCCUCAACGAUCCUUCUCGUCUCCAGACACACGACCUUCAAUCAUUCAACCUGACCCUACCUGCACAGCAAGGCGCCACCGUCACAGUAUCUCCGGACAGAUGAGUUAUUUCAAGCUGUUGGGUUACAACGUCAACAAGAAGCUGACAGGAUCGGCGAACAGUCUCUUCAGCACCGCGGUUAUCAGUGGUUCUUCGAGUGCACCGAAUCUGAAGGACAUGGUACCCGCUCACGCCUCUGCUGUUGCUGCAAUAGAAGGUUUCGGUGGCGUGCCUCCGAUAAGACCUUUGGAGACACUUCACAACGCGCUUUCGCUACGUCAGUUGGACUCCUUCUUGGAGAUGAUGACCAGUGUUCCCUUGUUUCGAACACCGGCAUCGUCGCCUCCAAAAUAUCCAUCACCGGCUGGAUCUACGCACGAAUCGGUUAACCAAAAUCUCAAUAUCGGGGGAAUGAGUCGCGAGUACCACUCUUCCGACUUGGAAGCUGUCAGGUACCGUAAGAAAUUAAGUAAACAGCCCUUAUACAUCACCCCGACUCCUAUACAGUACAAGACUUCGAACGAUGGAGAGACUAGCGACAUUAGAAAUCAGUUGUCACCGACUAGUCCUAACAGUACUGGAUGGAGUAGCGAACCGCAAUCGUUUCUAUCAUCGGAACCUUCGUCUCCUGCUCCAACUUCGACAGGAGAGUGCAGUAUGUCCAUAAGCUUAAUUAGCAACGAGGGUGCACAGUCUUACAACACGGGCCCUAAGUUUCCGACAACGCCUUGUCUGGACGUCGACUUCAAUGAAUUUUGCAUGAAUAUCGAUCAAGAUAAUAGAGAAAGCCGUGGUAGCGUGUCGUACACGGACUAUUACAGCAACGAAGACGGUCAAAUUCGGAAAUGUGGUUUUGGAACCGGUUUUGGUAGUAAUUUUCAAAAAAUCAUACGUACAGAGGAUCUUCCUAUCGAUAAUAUCGACGACGACGAAGACCACACGAUAACGUUAAAGCAAACCGAGGAGCAAAAGAAACAAGAUGUUAAAGAAAUAUUCGAGCAAAAGGAGACCCUGAACCUAAAGCCUAAUAGUUACAAGAAAAUUGGAAGAUUUCUCGUUGAAAGCAUGGAUAUAUCGGACGAAGACGUCAGAAUCAAAGAAGCAGACAACGUAUUUGACAAAGCAAAACCGUCCGUCUCUCAGAAAAGCGAAUCUUCCAAUGCAGAGAAAGCUAAGAGAAGUAAAGAUAAGGAGACGAAUCAAGAACAAAAGAAGAUUCAUACCUCCAACAGUCACAAGAGAAAAAAUUUUUCGCGAUCGCAGAGCGUCUCGGCGCCAAAAACCCCUGCUUCGAAAACUGAUACAAAUUUCAGUUAUAAAUCUACAUCGAAACUAGGCUCGUUCUCGAAUAUGUCGGGAAAAGAUUUGGAAAAUUGGAAGCAAAACAUGAUGGAAACAAUACCGCCUUCUUCGUCCACAGCAAACUUAGAAGAGCCAAUUUUGACUGUUGCAAGUAGUCUGACAGGCAGCACUAGCGUAACGGUAGGUUUUAAUGUCGAAGAUGAAAAAAUAGAGUAAGCUAAAUCUUCGUGACGUUAUUUCUUUCUUUUCUAAUCGAUGUUCAUCCGUAAAACUGGCCUUUUAAUCAUAAAAUUUUAUUUUAAUAGAUAGGUAGCUAAUAGAUACACCCCUUGUUGUACCCCACAAAGGGAAUAAAAUAUAUACUACUACUAGAUACACCCCUUGCACAUAGUGUUCAAGAGUUGUUGCUUUAUAUCCGAGUAAAAAAAAAAGAAAAAAAAAAAUCAACAGUAUAGUUUGAAAUGGGGACACUAACAAACGAAAAUUUAUAUUACACGACUAAUUAAAAAGAAACUUGUGCUUUUUAGUUGUGAAACGUAAAAUUCUAUGCAUUUUUAAUAUUACUUUUACUUCAUAUUUUUUGAAGAUGCUACAAGAGUUUAAAAUGAAAUUAAUAUAAUAUUUUAAAUUAAUAAUAUUUUGAAAAUGUAUUUAAUGGAUAACUUCUCUUAACACGUACGUCAAUAAUAUUGAUGUAUUUAUUCCCUUAACUUUUGUUCACCGAUAAAAGAUAUGAAUUUUCCUUAACUACUUAAAAAAAUAUAGUAAGAAUUUCUUACAAAGGGGAAACCAAAAUUGACCUAAUA
This is a messenger RNA of Hylaeus volcanicus, 7466 nucleotides long. RefSeq names its product inositol hexakisphosphate and diphosphoinositol-pentakisphosphate kinase 2. Gene Ontology annotation, molecular function: diphosphoinositol pentakisphosphate kinase activity; 5-diphosphoinositol pentakisphosphate 1-kinase activity; inositol hexakisphosphate kinase activity. Lineage: Eukaryota; Metazoa; Arthropoda; Insecta; Hymenoptera; Colletidae. Gene Ontology annotation, cellular component: cytosol. Gene Ontology annotation, biological process: inositol phosphate biosynthetic process; inositol metabolic process. The transcript has 30 exons. The record is from RefSeq and is a predicted model, not a curated record. Bases 685 to 6876 code for a protein of 2063 amino acids.